Molecule: messenger RNA, 972 nt
Organism: Penicillium oxalicum
Lineage: Eukaryota; Fungi; Ascomycota; Eurotiomycetes; Eurotiales; Aspergillaceae
Product: putative leucine aminopeptidase 2
Exons: 2
Coding region: 1-972 (323 amino acids)
Biological process (GO): proteolysis
Molecular function (GO): metalloexopeptidase activity
Source: RefSeq, a predicted model, not a curated record
AUGAAAUGGUUUUUGCUUCUAUCGCAUCUUUCUCUGGCGGUCGCCGGGUCGAAGAAGCCCCUGGUUUCGACGGACGAGCUCAUGGAUCAUAUCAAAUUGAGUGAUUUGUUGAAGGGAACCCAGCGGCUAGAGAACUUCGCCUAUUCGCAUCCCGAACGCAAUCGUGUCUUCGGCAGUAAGGCGCACAACCAGACAGUCGACUACCUCUAUAAUGAGCUGAAGAAGACUGGCUACUACGACGUGUACAAGCAGCGCCAGGUGCACACCUGGACUAAGUCAACGGCCUCCCUGUCAACCGCUGGCACUGCUUAUAACGUCUCGGCGAUGACCUACAGCCCUAGCACUGAUGUGACUGGGGAUCUUGUGGUUGUGGCUAAUCUGGGCUGCUCCGCCGACGACUACCCUGCAAGCCUGGCCGGCAAGAUUGCCCUCGUUAGCCGUGGAGAAUGUUCCUUCGCUGAGAAGUCGGUGCUUGCGUCUGCUGCCAAGGCCACCGCUGUUUUGGUCUAUAACAAUGUCCCUGGCUCCCUUGCCGGAACCUUGGGUGGUGUCACUCCCGAGAAAGGCACUUAUGCACCCAUUGGAGGUAUUUCCCAAGCUGACGGCCAGGCUUUUGUGGAAUCCGCCGGCAAGGGCACUGUGACAGUGACCCUUAAGAUUGACAGUCAGGUGGAAGACCGUGUGACAUUUAACGUGAUUGCUGAGACCAAGGAGGGUGACCACAACAAUGUCGUGUCUCUGGGGGGUCACACUGACUCCGUAGAGGCUGGCCCUGGUAUCAACGAUGAUGGUUCCGGUAUCAUCGGCAACCUUGUCGUCGCCCGCGCGCUGACCAAAUAUCGCGUCAAGAAUGCUGUGCGUUUCUGCUUCUGGACUGGCGAGGAAUUCGGUCUUUUGGGAAGCGAGUACUACACCUCCAACCUCAGCCAGGAGGAGUUGGCCAAGAUUCGCCUGUACCUCAACUUGACAUGA